Messenger RNA from Vombatus ursinus (common wombat), 1626 nucleotides. It is a transcript of the gene DUSP26, whose product is annotated as dual specificity phosphatase 26. Lineage: Eukaryota; Metazoa; Chordata; Mammalia; Diprotodontia; Vombatidae. Bases 280 to 996 code for a protein of 238 amino acids. The record is from RefSeq and is a predicted model, not a curated record. Gene Ontology annotation, cellular component: cytoplasm. Gene Ontology annotation, biological process: protein dephosphorylation; negative regulation of MAPK cascade. Gene Ontology annotation, molecular function: MAP kinase phosphatase activity; protein tyrosine/serine/threonine phosphatase activity. The transcript has 4 exons.
GUCACAGCUUAAAAUAGAUGUUAACACAUCAACCCCUCUGGCAAUAGCAGUGGUGGUAGCAGAGGCAGCAGCAGCAGCAGCAGCAGCCGUGGCAGCAGCAGAGGGGGCGGCAGCAGCCGCAGGAGGUGGAGGAGGAGGAGAGAGAGACAUGGCUGUCUGGUUGGCUUUGCCUGCGCCCGUCCCUGAGAGCUAAGACUUCCAGCCUGGAAAGAGGUCGUCUCCAGAGCGCAACACAGGUGGCAGGGAGAGAGAGAAGCUGCUUCAGCCUUGCUCAGGUGUAUGUCCCAGCCCCAGCAUCCUUCAGCAGCAGGAGCAGCAGCUAACCUGCCCACGGAGGAGGUGCUGCCACCACUCCCUGGGAUGUGUCCUGGCAACUGGCUCUGGGCUUCUAUGACGUUCAUGGCCCGGUUUUCCCGGGGUGGCUCCCGGUCACCUGCUCGGGCUGGGGGACACCUGGAGGACACAGCCCCCGUUCAACAUCCCCUCCUCAGUGUCUUUGAACUGGAAAGGCUCCUCUUCACCGGCAAGACUGCCUGUAACCAUGCAGAUGAGGUCUGGCCAGGCCUCUACCUUGGAGACCAGGACAUAGCUGCCAACAGACGGGAGCUGAGCCGGCUGGGCAUCACCCACGUGCUCAAUGCCUCCCACAGUAAGUGGCGGGGAACACCUGAGGCCUAUGAAGGGCUGGGUAUCCGAUACUUGGGUGUGGAGGCCCAUGAUUCACCUGCCUUUGACAUGAGCAUCCACUUCCAGCCAGCUGCUGAUUUCAUCCACCGAGCACUGAGCAGGCCAGGAGGGAAGAUCCUGGUGCAUUGUGCAGUAGGUGUGAGCCGCUCAGCCACCCUGGUACUGGCCUACCUCAUGCUCUACCACCAGCUCACCCUUGUGGAAGCCAUUAAGACCGUCAAGGACCAUCGAGGCAUCAUCCCCAACAGGGGUUUUCUGAGACAGCUCCUGGCCCUGGACCGCAGGCUGCGGCAGAGCCGGGAGGCAUGAGGUGGUUAGGAAGGGGCCUGGUGAGUGGGUCCCCAGCUCCCAACUAGAGAGCUAGGGACCAGGAAGCAGAAAGCAGGAGGCCCAGAUAAACCAUCCUCCCCUCCAAGAGGGAGAGUGCUCAUGCUGAACCCUAACUGGUUGUCUCCAUUGGUUUAGAUGGGGGCAAUGAUGGUGAUGGAGGUUUGUAAUGAGUGGGCUUAUGAAAGGGCUGACUCCAUCAGAGGCAAACCAGGUAAAGAAGAGAGAAAACAAAGGCAAAUAGACCCAGAGGAGUCAGAAUUCCCUGAAUUCCAACUCAGAAUCUGCCUGUGGCUCAAAAGGGAAGUGGACAAGUCCCUUCUCCUCUCUGCCCAAGGUCCCCUCUCCUCUGUCUUAUUUUAAAAUGGGAGGAUUGUCCUUGGACCACUUCCACACAAAGAUGUAGGGAGGAUGAGUAAGAUGGUAUAAUAAAAAGUGUGGGGAAUUCAGUUGAGACGUGAAGGAAACCUACACGGGCUUAUGCGUAGGUAAUGUAGUUGUGUUACAUUUGAUACAGCUGUAAAAUGGCAGUCAUGCAUGACUGGGAGUCUUGAGAAAGACACACUCCCACUAGACAAGUGGAUGUAACAGGAAGAAUAAAGACGAUGAACA